AUGUCAUCAGCUUCUCUUACUUAUGCAUCUACACUCGGUGUUUCUUUGUCUAGAAGCACCACUCCCGAACCUCAAAUCGUGGCUACGCUCCAUCAUCACCACACGCAGCUCGGUUCUGGAUUUGUUAGCGCUUGUUUCAUCCAUUCAUUGCCUCCCUACCACAAGCGAUCUUAUAACUCUGCAAAAUCGACCUCCUUCACUCAUCUUUUCUAUAUCUUCAUAUGUUUGUUCUUGCUCGAUCUGCGCAUGUUUCCUGGAAUUUUUCCUGUUAAUCGCUUUAUUUUCCACAAAGAUACAAGCUCUUCAGAUACUCUGGUCAAAGACAUCACUGGCUCCCUUCCCGGUCGCUGCGGUCAAUCUUCCUUCUCCUCGUCGCCGUCGCCACUGCUUCCUCCACCCUCGCCGGCGUCAAACCUUCUUUCUCCUUUCCAAUGUCCUUUUCUUCCUUCCCGUCACCGACAUCCUGGACUCGUUUGGAUCUGUGAGUUUCUUUGGCAAGAAGGACACACUACCUUUGCAUCAAAGGAGGAGGCAGACGCUAAGGUUGUCGAAACUCUUGAACUGUAUAGGUGGCUAUAUGAAGAAUACUUGUUUGUCCCUGUGGUGAAAUUGAAAAAAAAUGCAAGAUCAUGUUUGAUGGUGGACUUUAUACCACCAGUGUUAGAGUUCUGUUUUGAAAGUGAAGAGAAAGUAAGAGGACUUCUGCAUAAUGUGUCAUUUUUAUUGAAACUAGGGGGUUACUUAAUCGGUAUUAUUCUAGACUCUUCUACUAUAUGGCAGGCUAUCAUGGCAAAGUAUCAGAAAAAUAUUGAAGCAUACCACAACCAAAGUGGCACCAUGAAACCCAACCUUGUUCCCAAUUCCAUUCGAUCAGAAAACCAUAUGAUCACUUUUGAAGUUGAAGAAGAAAAGUUUCCUUUUUUUUGGGAAAAAUACCAGAUGAAAACUGCAAAUGACACGUCUGCUGAAACACAUUGUCUGGUACAUUUCCCCACCUUGAUCAGACUGGAAAGAGAAGCUGGUCUCGAAUAUGUGGAGAUACAAAAUUUGUUGGAAUUUUAUGAUGAUAAUACGUGGGAUUUGGGAGUGUCAUAUAUUUUUUUCUUUCAAAUUUUUGCUGUUGUGAUUUUUACAUUAUACUUUGUUAUAUCAGAGCAUAGUUUUCUGGGAUGCUUCUAG
This is a messenger RNA of Lactuca saligna, 1179 nucleotides long. The record is from the annotation of a GenBank genome assembly. Lineage: Eukaryota; Viridiplantae; Streptophyta; Magnoliopsida; Asterales; Asteraceae.